Messenger RNA from Lentinula edodes (shiitake mushroom), 2295 nucleotides. RefSeq lists its product as uncharacterized. NCBI's taxonomy places the organism in Eukaryota, Fungi, Basidiomycota, Agaricomycetes, Agaricales, Omphalotaceae. Bases 1 to 2295 code for a protein of 764 amino acids. The transcript has 10 exons. The record is from RefSeq and is a predicted model, not a curated record.
AUGUCCUACAUCUUAUUGCCAUAUCCCAUUUUACCGAAGACUCCUUCAACACUUCUUGAGGACAUCGGCCUAUGCCAUGAGCUUCAUCUGCAACUUCAUUCUCAAUAUGGUGAAGAAGGUAGAAGAACUCGCCAGAGUACCAAGCUCAUAUCAGAGGAGAUACUCAAACCUUGGAGAACAAUAUGGUUAGAGCGUUGGUCAAAAGAUGAGGCCAAGUUGGCAGCAAUAUUUGAUUGGUUAUCUACUGCAACUUUUAUCGAAGUGAUCCACAACAUUCCUGUACUUGAUGCUCUCAAUGUGUUUCUGAGCAUCCAAGUUUUGGUAUCCUACGGUAAAUUGGACCUUGCAUAUCAGGAACUGGCUGUACUGCAGCGCUUCAUUGCAUUACAGUCAUCUGAUCACCAGCACAAUCUUGCAUUGGAUAUGAUCAACAGCGUAGAUGAUGAACUCAAUAAUGCUGAUUCCGACACUAAUUCUGACACUGAUUCCAACACUGAUUCCAACACUGAUUCCAACACUGAUUCCAAGUAUACUGAUUCCGAGUAUACUGAUUCUGAAAAUGGAAAUGAAUCAGAUAGUGAUUCAGACUAUCAACAUCUCCGUUUCACCCAGCAAAAAAACAAGCAAAAACCAACCCCAUCUCCUGGCAUAAGUCAUAAACUCUCACAUCUAGAACAAUGCCAAGCCUGGCAUCAAGUUUUGAGAGAUAAUUUACUUGUGCUCUCAAAUGAUUCUCCUGCACUUGAGGCCAUGUCAGCAUCAAACUUCGAAGUCAGCCAGCGUCAGGUUGCAAUAACAAUUCAGUCAAUGAAAAAGACUCGACGAUCGACUUAUCGCCAACAUAACUUCAUUCAAGCUGUGAUUCAAUCUGGCUUAUCUGCCACAAUAGUAAAAUUAUCAAAUCCACAAUACAUAUUUCUUCAUUCUCAAAACCCACAUCAUCAUCGCCUUUUGAGACUGUAUGGUUUCAAUUUGGUGUUGGGAAAUUUACUGGACCAGUGGACUCCCGCCAGUUGGCUAACUGAAGCUGAGAAUCAUUUGGAGCAGAAUCCCCCAGCCAUUUUCAACAAGGGAAAUGAAAUGGAAAUGAAGACGGGAAAGGAUCUUUUCCAAGCACUGCAACAUAAUCCAAGGCUCAUUCCAAAUAUAUCAAAUCCUGCAGCAAUUUUCUUCCUCUGUUCAUUGGAAAAUUUUGAGUUUGCAUGGGAGAGAUGGUUGGCAUGCUCAUUAGAUGCUGCUGGCUACAACGUCUCAAAUACAGAUGUAAAAAUGCUUUACCGCAGAAGCAUUGAGUAUCUUGUGCGCCUCAACCACAAUGAUCAUAAUUGGUCAAGAGUGAGGGAGAGCUGGGAUGGGAUUCUCAUUUUAAUCAUUGAACGGACUCUCAAUCUACGUUCACUCUUGAACCAGAUUGAUAACGAGACUCACAUUCCCUCAAUACACCAUUGUACAAGUUGCAAAGAUCAACCUCCAGAAUGCAGAUGUGUCCAGCGGGUAGAUGUUGCUUUGAAUGAAUCCCCGGAAUUUAUAGAAGAAUGGGAGGGGGUAGGUAUUACUAUGGUUCCAGAAGGGGAUCGCAUGAAACCACGCCAGGGGCGUAAGGCUAGCUGUGCUAACCAUAUCACUCACCCCAAUAACAUAGGUCCAAAAGGUCUACGUCGGAUUGCUGCUGAUAACAAGGUGCUUCAUCGAUGUGGUAAACAGAUCUAUCUGUUCUAUGCAAGUGGAAAAUUGUGUGACUUUGUAUGGUAUGAAGCCUUUUCACGAGGCAAAGAUAAAGUAUGGGAACGGCUUGUCAAAUACUCACAAACUCCAUUGGGAGUGCAGCCUGUUAUCCGAGGAGCAAAGUUUGGAUAUUGGACCAGUGGACAAAUGAUUCCUUUUGGUGCUCGCGAGCCAUCGGGCGGUCGACGUGCAGAUCACUACACCCUUUACAAGGGAAUUACUGGGGAAACAUAUGAAGGAGUUUGCAUCAUGUUUGAACAAGCUGAGAUGUCUGCUAUCAUGCUCCAAACUGCUCGUGCUGUUCAUCCUGAUAUUGUUAGAGAGAUCAAAUCACAGUCAGCUCUCUGUGAAAAAGUUGGGCUUUCUGGCCUCAACCUUUUCAACUGUAGUGGUUACACAGCUCCUCAGCAUAGAGACAAUGACUGUACACCCUCGCUGUGUGCCCAGUUUGUGCUGAAUGCUGAAACAAAAUGGUCUGAAUUUUCUUUCUGCGCUAUUCAAUAUGGAUAUUAUAUUGAAUCACGGGACAAUACACUAUGGCAACUACCUAAUCUUUAUUCUUCCGCUUAA